AUGAACCGCAAGGAUCUCAAGCGCAAAGCUCUAGAGCCAGUAUUUGUGGCUGGAAAGAUUGCAGAGCUUACGUCCGAGCUCAAGAAGAACGAUGCCACGCUGCGGGAAGAGAUCCAAGCGCUGCGUGACGAGAUCAGCGAUUUGAAAACGCAACUAACCAGCAAGACCGAAGAAUGCAGUCACAUGGAGGCGGAAGCUCAAUUUCUUCACCCAGAUGCCGUGAUGGAUCGUGUUCGAACGAAAUAUUGGCACCACGGCGACCUCAGCCUUCUUCGGCGGGCCAUCGACCCACGGACGCGAAAGCUCCGCAUCACGAAGAGCCGAGGCGAUCGGUCUCUAUACCUUUGUGAUACAGCACCAAAGAAAGCAAAGAAGACGCACGUGCGCGAUGGCAGAUCUUCUAAGCACGAGCUGAAGCGAGAGUGCAAGCAAUCACCAGGAACAGAGACCACGGAUUCUCCAUCUACCCAUUCAACGCAUGAUGCUCACGAAAAGUACCAGGAAGAAUCGGAUGUUGAUAGUGUGUCGACAAGGGGAGAGAAGGAACAGGAUGAAGCGGGCAGUGACAGUGAGCCGCACAGCGACGAGAAGGCAGUAAGCGACUCGGACGCUGACAGUGGCUUGCCAACUGAAGCGAAGGUGCAAGGUACAUUAGAUGCUGACAGGGUCUUGUCAAGAGAAGAAACGGAACUGGGCAAACCGGACUCCGGCAGUCGUUUGCCAGAGCCACAAGAAGGCACGUCUGCAACGACGUUGCCGCAAGAAAAGGAGACGCAGAUGCUGUGGCAGCACUAA
Molecule: messenger RNA, 795 nt
Organism: Hyaloperonospora brassicae
Lineage: Eukaryota; Oomycota; Peronosporomycetes; Peronosporales; Peronosporaceae
Source: the annotation of a GenBank genome assembly